AUGGUGACAAGUGGUCGUCAGCAAGAAUGGGCUCAGUUGUGCCGUGCUGGUCUCAAGAAGGCCAGGGAAAGCGGCACGACAGACCUACUGCUGGCUCUGAAGGAAAUCCGCAUCCUUCUCGAGGCAGAACCACAACAGUCUCACAUGGUUGAUCCUCAAGUGGUCGAGGAACUGCUGGCGAUUGCGCUUGAGGGCGUGACGGAACCAAACAGCGGCAAAACUGUCGCUGCUCUCAUAAUCAUGCUUGACGGUCUGGAUGAUGCGCAACUCACCGAGUGCUUUUCGUCAGCCUACAGCACCACACUAUACACGACGGGUUCUCCCUUCGGACCCGCUUGGCUCGGGGAUACUUAA
Besnoitia besnoiti is the source of this 354-nucleotide messenger RNA. RefSeq lists its product as uncharacterized. NCBI's taxonomy places the organism in Eukaryota, Apicomplexa, Conoidasida, Eucoccidiorida, Sarcocystidae. The transcript has 2 exons. The record is from RefSeq and is a predicted model, not a curated record. The coding region runs from base 1 to 354 and encodes 117 amino acids.